Messenger RNA from Melitaea cinxia (Glanville fritillary), 4453 nucleotides. RefSeq names its product transcription initiation factor TFIID subunit 3-like (gene Taf3). The coding region runs from base 242 to 3754 and encodes 1170 amino acids. The transcript is spliced from 2 exons. Lineage: Eukaryota; Metazoa; Arthropoda; Insecta; Lepidoptera; Nymphalidae. The record is from RefSeq and is a predicted model, not a curated record. Gene Ontology annotation, cellular component: transcription factor TFIID complex. Gene Ontology annotation, molecular function: protein heterodimerization activity.
UUGACAACCCAAAAUGCAAUCAUGGCGCACGGGGCACUGUGUUUGUAGAAUGCUGAGAAGUUUUUACGUAAACACUUCGCUAUAUUUCAUUGUGAUCCUAAAAACAGUUACAAUAAAUUAUCCGUGAUUUUUGAAUAUUAUAGCAAAGCAUACAUGUGUGUUCUAAACUUGGACUUUCCACCUGUUUGCGAUAUCGUCUCUGUACUACUAGACACUUGCAGAUAACUUUGUUGGUGUCAUAAUGUCAGAGGCGUACGCCCGUGAGAUACUACGAAGGAAUGUUGCGCAAAUAUGUCAAACUAUUGGAUGGAAUGGUAUAAACUCUACACCGCUCGAUAUUCUAGUUCAUGUUUUGGAAAAAUACAUGUGUACAUUGGGCACACAAGCUAAUAGAUAUGCUGAUCAAUUCAACAGAACGGAGCCAAAUUUACAUGACUUAGGGUUAGUGUUUCGUGACCUUCAUAUACAAUUACCGGAAUUAUCAGAAUACACCCACAGCGUACCACCUGUACCUCCACCUGUCAAAACAGAAAAGUUCCCAAAACCGAAAGAAUCUAACUUAAAUUUCUUGAAACCUGGCAGUCAUGAGGUGGUUACAAGGCCAAUGCAUGUCCAUGAACACUUGCCGCCAAUGUAUCCCGAGAAAGAACGGGAUACACCAGUUGUCGCGGGUACUGUUGAGAUCCGUCAAAAUGGCAUUGACAGUAUUGAAAGCAAUACAACAUGUACAAGCCCUGAAAUAUCUAUAACAGAUAGUCCAGAAAAACCGAAAGACAUUUUUAAGAGACCGAUUGACCCAAUAUCAUUACCAAAUAGUAAAAGGCCAAGGUUACGACUGGAGGAAGAAGAAAGAACAAGAGAAAUAAGUAGUGUUAUGAUGACAAUGUCUGGUUUUCUUUCCCCAGCAAGGGAAGGUAAACUUCCUGAAGCUCGACCCCCUACAAUUGUUUCUGAUAAACAUCAUGACAAACACAAAAUUAACUCUCAUCACUCAAAUCCAUUGAAAGCACCUGCUUUAGAAAAAGGUGACAAAAAGUCUAAGAAAAAUAAGUUAUUAAAUGGUAAGGUAAUGAAGAGUAAACGAAAAGAUAAGAGUCAUAAAGGUGAAAGUAGUAAAUCUAGGGAUACUAAUAAAUUGGACAGGUUACCCCCGGGGUAUCCAAUCAAAAGUAAAGAUGUACACCCAACUCAUCACAAUCAUAUAACAAUGCCAGCGCCAAGGCCUGCUCUGCCACCCCCAAAGCCUCCUUUGGCACCUCCACCAGCUCCAACUCCUGUAAUACCAGAACCUUUAAGGCCAGUUAUUAAGCAAGAACCGGUUGAUCCACCUUCACCAUCACCCAGAUCGGUUUCAACUAUACCCGGAGAAGAGGCAAUACCUGUUCCGAGGAAAAUACCAAUUUCUAGAUCUCCUCUUGUAUCAAAUUCUUUACCUGUGAAUAAACUUUCGACUUCCACACAUUCUCUUAUUCCAGAAGUAGAAAUUAAGAAGGAAGUUAUGGAUGAACAAGAAAAAUUGGCCUCACAGCCAGAUAGAUCAAAAAUUAAUAUUUUUAAAAGAAUAUCGAACAAAUCUAAAGAAGAUAAGAAUACUGCAGAAGUUGCAACUGAUAAAUCGUUAACACAGUCUGAUGCUAUGAUCUCAAGAUUGCAAAAUUCUACACAUGUAACAAGUGAAAAUAUUAGAGUGAAAAGUGAAGAAAGCCUUAUGAACAAUAACAAUAGUCCUGUAGAUUUGUCGAGAGAAAUAGAUAUUAGAUCACAUGAAGUAAUUGAUAUUGACGAUGAUUCAUUGGACACACAACCUGUUCCACAGUCUAGAGUUCCAAUGACGGAACCUAGACAAGGUGGACUAUCAAUUAAUAAGUCAUUGCAAUUACCGUAUUCCAAAGAAGUAGCUAAUGCCAGUCAAAAAUUAAAAAAGGAAAAGAAACAUAAAGAUAAAAAGGAUAAAGCAUCAAAAUUAGAAGCUAAAUUAAAGAAACAGCAACAGCAGUUAGCGUAUGAAAUGGUGCAAAUUGCUGAGAAAAAGAAAAUAAAAUUGACAAAUGAAAAGCCACCCAAAUCAAGUAGGCCAAAGAAUGAGUCAAAGCUUCCACAAAUGCCACCUGGUUUUCCGUUUUUCCCAACGAUGCCCCCAGGACGAGGCUUAAUGCCUGGUCCUGGCUUGAUACCAAAUCCUGGUUUGAUUCCUGGCAGUGAUUUUCUGGCUGGUUUAGCAAACAAUCCAGCUUUGAGGGGUUUACAGUCACCAAAUUUACUUGGUAAUCCAUUUGCGUUAGGAGGUCCUGGACCUGGACUUAUUCCUGGUUCAAGUUUCUUACCCGGCGGACUUGGUGCAGGCAUAUCAAACCAUCUAAUGCCAAUGGGAAAUUUCCCUCAUACAUCUCGGUCGUCAUCGUUAAAAAUUCCACCGAUGCUUCGACGCCCUAGUUUGGAGGUUAUACCCGUAGAAAACGAAGAAGAAAGAAUAAUGCGGAAGUCACCAAUGGGUCGUGAUAAAGAUCGACACGAUAAGCACAAAUCAUCUACCAUUCCAAACAUUUUACAGAAACCAAAAUCAAAAUCUAGUAAAGAUCACAAAUCAAGUAUAUACAAAAUGCCUCCUGUACAACCCGAUAUAACAAUUGAACUUAAUCCUCCUAAAACUGAACAAGUUCGAGCCGAACCAGCUAGAGAACCGCCACAACCCGCGCGAUUGCCGUCGCCUGAAGUAGAAGAAUCUCUACUAAAUCCAGAACCUACACCUAUACCCGAACCACAAGCUGUGAAGGCCAUACCCGAAGUAUCACAAGUAAAAGAACUUGAUAAUUUAGAAAAGAAAAAGGAGAAAUCACAUAAAAAAGAGAAACGUGAUAAAGAUGGUGUCAAAAUUAAAAAGAAAAAAGAUAAAAAGGAUAAAAAUAAGGAUAAGUCUGAAAAGAAAAAAGAUAAGGAGGAGCGACAAGAAAUAAAAGAAAAGUUAAAGAAAGAAAAAAAAGAUAAGAAAAAAGACAAGUCAGUUGCCGAUGGCUUAGUACCUAAAUUGACACUUAAAAUUGGUUCAUCUAACUCGAAUUCACCUAUGCCUCCUAGUUCACCUGAUAUUUUUAAAUUAAAUAUAAAGCCGGUUGUUAAAAAAGAAGAAAAUUCUUCCCCCAUUAAGGAUGAACCAGUAUCUCGUGAACACAGUCGAUCGCCAGAGUUAGCACAAAUAUCUGCAUUAGUAACCAGACCACCUAAACAAAAACAUUCUAAGCAUAAUCACUUGGCUGACCCAGAAGCGCAUUCAUCAUCACCUCCUUCUGGUUCCCCGCCGAGAAAAUAUCGUCCACCUUCAAAUAAUUCAAAGUUCAAGAGGAUACUGUUCAAACCUUUAAAAAAAGGACAGGUCGAAAGUUACGAAGAGGAAUCGGCCUCUAUAUCAGAGGAACCAGUGGAAACGGUACCGGCCCCGGCGCCUGCGCCUGCGCCUGUCGACAAACCUACUGGGCCAUUACCGACACCUUAUUAUGUAGACGAACACGGUAACAAAAUUUGGGUGUGUCCUGCGUGCGGAAGACCGGACAACGGAUCGCCCAUGAUCGGUUGUGACGGAUGCGAUGGUUGGUACCAUUGGAUUUGUGUGGGAAUUACGGAGGAACCGGGAGCAACGGAAGAUUGGUUCUGUAAAUCAUGUCGAGCCAAGAGAGCCGCGUUAGUGUUAGCCGGUGUUACCUCUGGCAAGAAGCGCGGUCGUAAACCAAAAGGAGAAAAAAUCAGAGACUGUCAUUGACCGUCGGACUUUUUGUUGUUAUUGAGAUUAGUUUUAAUGUUUCGUUCGAUAAACGAGAAUAAAUGGAUUGAGUAUAUUGUUAAUGGGUUAUUGUUGAAUGAUAUCAUACAGAUAUGUUUCAUCAUUUAUUAUAUAAUAAGCUAAAAUUAAGUAUAGAUAAUAAUUGAAUAUUGACAUAAAAUGUUGAACAGAGAAUAAUUUAGCUACAUGUAUUAAUAAUUACCAUAAUUUUAAUUAUUUUGUUAAUUUUUCUUAUUUCUCGUUCGCUCGGUUAGAUCAAGUUUAAUGAGAAUACGGACGUGUUGUACACAUCUCGUAUAUAAACAUAUAGGUAAUAUAAGAUUUUUUUUAUAUUGUACAAAAAUUGAAUUUACUUAAGAUAUGAUGGUGAUGUAUAAAGUAAUGUAGUAAAUAUUUAAAUAAACAGAAAAAAGGCUGGAUGUAUGUUCAGCUAAUAUUUGAAUAUUUUCAUAUUAUAAUUUUAAUAUAACCCCAUUUUUUUUUGUUGAAUUUGUUCCUUCUGGUCUAUGUACAGGGCUAGCACAAUCUCGCAUUCCUCUCGUAAGCGCAUCAUUAAAAUAUUGAACACGCAAAGCGCGAAGGUGCUCGUCUUAACACGUAAAAUUACAUGGAGACGGGAGGUAAAUGUAAAAACUUGAUUUCAGCCAGUGGCCAAUUAAAUAUAUUGGUACUUGAAAA